UGAUAUAAUAAUUAAAGGUCGACUGAACAUGAAUUAUAUUAUACAAUUUAAAGCGCAUUUCUGUUUAUGCACGCGAACCCGUCUAACGUUAUUGUUAUUUCGCAGUUAUAUAAAGUAGCAAAUUAUCGUUCCUGAAUAGGUGGCGCCGUGGUAGCCGAUCCUGUACUUCAACUUCCGGUUUCUGCACUGUGCAACUAUUACAGUUGCAUUUUUAAUUAACGAUGCAAAGUACUUGUUGUUGUGUACCUGGAUGUCAUUUAAGAGGAGGACAUGCAUUUCCAAAUGACUUAAAAAGAAGGAAAAGUUGGAUCAACGCCAUGGCCCAUACGCAGAUUGGACGAGAACACGAUGAAAUCGUGGAGUCCAUCUCAAUCAGCUGUUGUUUGCAAGGCACAUUUUACUGAAAAAGACUACGUGCAGGAAACUAUUCAUGGGCACAAACCCACCAUACAGAGACUUAAGUCUACUGCCAAUCCCAGCCUAUUUUCCUGGACCAAGCAAGAGACUGAAUCGUCCGCAAAAAGAAAAAUCAGGGCAGUUUCCUGUGAAAACAAAAGAACUAAACUUGAUGAAUAUUGUAGUAGAAAUCUAGAGGAAAGUUUUGAUUGUAAAGUUGGUUUUCCUGAAGAAGUAAUUCAUACUGCAGACAGGAUUUAUGACUGUCCACCACCAACUGCCGAGCUAAUGUUGAGCUUCACAGAUGGAAUUACGCAAACACCAUCAAUGCCUAUAUUUUCAGCAGAGAAUUUUGAAAUGAAGACACGUGACACAGCCAUGCAUUUUUAUACCGGUUUAGAGUUGUAUACUAAAUUUUUAUUUGUUUUGACCACACUUGGUCCAACAGCACAUUGUUUGAGAUACAUAUAUUUUCAAAUUGAUAGGGUGUCAUUUGAAAAUCAGUUUUUUUAUGACUUUGAUGAAAUUGAUGCAUUAUACAACCAACUUUGAACUGUCUAGAUUCUAGAUUGAAACUAGUGUUAAGAAUAUUGUGUAAACAUGGAUUGUUUUUAG
This is a messenger RNA of Mytilus californianus (California mussel), 1011 nucleotides long. RefSeq lists its product as uncharacterized. The record is from RefSeq and is a predicted model, not a curated record. NCBI's taxonomy places the organism in Eukaryota, Metazoa, Mollusca, Bivalvia, Mytilida, Mytilidae. The coding region runs from base 349 to 948 and encodes 199 amino acids. The transcript is spliced from 2 exons.